AACCAAGUUAAGACGUACCCUACCUAUCAGACAUCAAUAUUCAGAAACAAAAACAAACUGUGAUAAUGUUAUUUAAAAUAAAAAAUAAACUAGAUUUAUUUCAAAUCAAUGUUAGUACCACAAUAUUAAUUUACUUAAAAACUGUGUUCGUUCGUGUGUUAGUGUAAAUAAACUCAAAAAAGUAUAAUAUUAAUUUAAAUGGUUGCCAGUGGACGAUAAUAAUUAAUUUUAAUAAUGUUAAGUAUACAUAAUAAGUUAUGUUUACUAUAAAAUAAGUGAUACAAAAAUGAGGAAUAUUUAAAGUGUUGUUUUUCAAUAGUAAUGGAUACAUAAAUUCAUAAUAUUAAAAUGAGUGCUACAGAAGUUGCAAGUGUCAAGAAUGUGGAUUUGGACGAGGUAUUGGAUAAGUAUGGUAUUUUCAAGCGAUACCAUGUGGAAAAGAUUGUUCUGGUGUUCCUUGCAUUCGCUACCAAUACUAUGUACAGUACGAAUUACAUAUUUUCCGCCAAGGAAGUGCCUUACAGAUGCAAAGACGACAUGCAGGACGUCUCAUUCUGCAGCGCGUCCAACGCCACGUAUUACUGUUCGGGAUGGGUGUAUGACGAGCCUAACAGUUUUGUAGCUUAUUUUGCAUUGGCCUGCCACGAAUGGAAGAGAACCCUGGUCGGAUCGGUGAACAAUUUUGGAUACAUGUGUGGCUUGUUGCUCGUGGGACCCAUGUCCGACCGGUUAGGAAGAAAGACAGCGAUCGUAAUAACAGGAGUUUCUGGAGCUUUCCUUGGGACGUUGAAGAGUUUCUCCAGAUGGUACUGGUUCUACAUUGCGAUAGAGUUCCUGGAGGCUGCCAUAGGAGAUAUUUGUUCGCCGAUGUAUGUAUGGACUCUAGAAAUAGUAUCCACUAAGAAUAAGUUAGUAUACUACAUGAUAUGCAGUUUUGGCUUUACUUUCGGAGGAGUUACUACGGCUUUUAUAGCUUGGCUGAUACCUGAUUGGAGAUGGUUCCUUAGGACUAUUUACACACCAGCAUUUUUAUUCUUAUUUUAUAAAUGUCUGCUAGAUGAGAGUCCAAGGUGGUUGCUAACUAAAGGAAGAAAAGAUGAAGCUGUAAAAAUAUUUCAAAAUGCAGCAAAGAAGAACAAGAUUACUAUUGACAAGAACUCUUUAGACAACUUAACAUGUGAAGUGAGAGAAAACGUGAAGUUUUCAGUAUUGUUGAAAGAUACUUUCAAGUCGAAAACGCUGAGGAAACGAUUCUUUGUGUGCCUGAUUUGGUGGACGACGUCUACGUUUGUGAACUAUGGGCUGAUGAUCAAUUCGGUAUCCUUGCAAGGGAACAAGUAUGUGAACUUUGCGUUGACGAUUUUGGUUGACAUACCAGGAACCAUAGUGACUACUUACAUAAUGGUUCAUUUUAAGAGGAAAUUUCCUUUGAUGCUUUCAUUUUUUGCUGGCGCUGUUUUGUGCAUGUCACAACCAUUAUUACCGUUGAAUUUGCCAUGGCUCUCUUUGACGGUAUAUAUGGCGGGGAAGCUGAUGUGCUCGUUCUACUUCUCCAUCACGUACCUAUACACCUUGGAGCUGUUCCCGACGUAUACCAGGAACUCGAUGCACGCGCUGUGCUCCUCACUCGGCCGCGUCGGAUCCAUCGUCGCACCACAGACACCUUUACUGACGGUGUAUUGGGCGGGUCUGCCGUCCUUCGUGUUCGGCGUGGCGGCGCUGGUGGCGGGGCUAUCCACGUUCCUCGUGCCCGACAUCGCCGACGACGCGCUGCCCGACACCGUGCUGCAGGCCGAGGCGCUGGGGAAACCGAAGAUACCCUCCAAGCCAGUCGGGACUUAUAAUGAGGGGUUUGAUACCCAAAUGUGAAUAAAUCCAUGCUGUCUUAGACUAAAAAUAGGUAUUAAUUACUUAAAGGUGAUUGUGAUAGGACAGGCAAUAAUGUUGUUUAUUUAUCUGAGGGUAGUUGAGCCCUUACACAUGGUCGACUAGUCGCCCGGCGACUUAGUCGCGCGCGACUGUUAAAAUCGUCUGAUAGUAAGUACCUACUAAGUAGCCGUCCGAUAGUCUGAUCCUAUCCAAAAUCCGUGGUUACCUACUUCAUUUCGUUCAGGUGAGGCCCCGUUACCACAACGCGGCGUCCCAUUCACAUCACGUUGGGACCAAAGAUUGAAACUAAGCCGAAUUGAAUUAGGACCGACAACAGACCGACAC
This is a messenger RNA of Maniola jurtina (meadow brown), 2214 nucleotides long. RefSeq names its product solute carrier family 22 member 1-like. Gene Ontology annotation, cellular component: membrane. Lineage: Eukaryota; Metazoa; Arthropoda; Insecta; Lepidoptera; Nymphalidae. Gene Ontology annotation, molecular function: transmembrane transporter activity. The record is from RefSeq and is a predicted model, not a curated record. Gene Ontology annotation, biological process: transmembrane transport. The transcript has 7 exons. Bases 349 to 1869 code for a protein of 506 amino acids.